AUGAAUAAUCCUACCAUACCUGCCCAGAAUGACCAAGAAACGCGUGCGUUUGCCAUCCGAUUCACAAACUAUUUGAAAUCUCGCCCAGAGUUGAAAACAAAGCCUGCGAUACUUAAUGGAAAACGUGUCUACUAUUUUAGAGUGAAAAGAGCUUAUCGGUUUUUAACCUCAGAUUCGUACCCACCGAAAAAGGUAAAAGGAUUUCCCUCUAUUUCAACACGCGAAGAUGUGGUUGACGUGUUCAAGCUUUUAAUCAUGAACUCUAUGAUGGUUCGCGUUGACAAGCUUCCCCCAAAGCAAAAAAAGCAGCAGGUUGUGGAGCUGCAAGUGAAUCGGACGCAAGAUUUCCAGGAUGACAUGCACUACGUCUGGCUGUAUGAGCCUUUGCAAAAGCGUGUUAUCGUUUUAGCAGUUUUGUUUGCUUUACUUGUACUAACACUUGUUCUAUUCCCUCUGUGGCCUAUGUCUAUGCGUAUAGGAGCUUGGUAUCUUAGUAUGGCCGGUUUGGGGAUUAUAGUUUUGUUUUUUGCCUUGGUCGUCUUUCGUUUUAUAUUCUAUUGUCUCACUGCUCUUGUUGCAAGUCCUGGACUUUGGUUGUUCCCUAAUUUACUCGCUGACGUCGGCUUUUGUGAUAGUUUCAAACCGGUUUGGGCUUGGCAUAAUACUAAACCAGAAGUGAAGUCUAAGAAAGGAAAAAACAAUUUUAAAAAUACUUCCCCUUCCGUUAGCUCUACGGAAAAACAAUCCUCUGCUGCUACAUCCACAUCUGCCGAACCUCAUUACACAGGUACUUCCUCAAAAACUGGUCCGAGAAACCCUACUAUAGAAGAAGUGCAUGAGUAA
Schizosaccharomyces osmophilus is the source of this 843-nucleotide messenger RNA. It is a transcript of the gene sec62, whose product is annotated as ER protein translocation subcomplex subunit Sec62. The transcript has a single exon. NCBI's taxonomy places the organism in Eukaryota, Fungi, Ascomycota, Schizosaccharomycetes, Schizosaccharomycetales, Schizosaccharomycetaceae. The record is from RefSeq and is a predicted model, not a curated record. Gene Ontology annotation, cellular component: endoplasmic reticulum; endoplasmic reticulum membrane. Bases 1 to 843 code for a protein of 280 amino acids. Gene Ontology annotation, biological process: post-translational protein targeting to membrane, translocation.